AUGGAGGGAAGAAAAUUGAGGCAAUUCAAGGGCUCCUCGUGCAAUAAUUACUUGGACGAGCACAAAAGUCUCGGAAAUUGGAAGGAAAAUGAAGUCGUGGCUGCCGGGUUUUCGUGGCCACCAAGAAGCUACACGUGCAGCUUUUGCAAAAGGGAGUUUAGAUCUGCUCAGGCACUCGGUGGCCACAUGAACGUCCACAGAAGGGAUAGGGCAAGGCUGCGGUUAUCCCCAAUCACAUUGUUAGAAGAUAAUAAAAGUAACGGUAAUAAUGUUAUUAUUGGCCCGGGUUACAAAAGUUGUGUCUCGAGUGCUCAAUUUUCUGUGGUUAACCUAAAUCUUGAUCGUCCUUAUAACCCUAGCUUAAACUCAAACCCUAGUUUUAGUACCCAGCCUAAUUUGCCAUCACUUUUGACGAGAUUUCCUCAAUUUACUUCCGCAAUGCCCCCAAUUUGUCCUUUAACGGCGAAUGUUGUGUCCGGAAUUACGAGAGUUGAUGAAGGUCAGAAAGGUGAGAAAUUUGUUAGGUUGGACUUGGAGAUUGGUGUGAUUAGCCAAUCUAGUAAGGAGGAUUUGGAUUUAGAGCUUCGGCUCGGAUAUAUUUAG
Striga asiatica is the source of this 603-nucleotide messenger RNA. Lineage: Eukaryota; Viridiplantae; Streptophyta; Magnoliopsida; Lamiales; Orobanchaceae. The record is from the annotation of a GenBank genome assembly.